AUCCCCACCUUCUUUAAUAAAAUUUGGGCAACAUGGUCGUUGAGUGGAUUUUGGGUGAUUUGAAAAAACUUAACAAAAGACAGCUAUACUAUCAGUUCCUUAGUCUUGGAAUGAUAGUGUCCUCAGCUCUCAUGAUAUGGAAAGGAUUGAUGGUUGUCACUGGUAGCGAGAGCCCUAUUGUAGUCGUAUUGAGUGGUAGCAUGGAGCCAGCAUUUUUUAGAGGUGACCUUCUUUUUUUAACAAAUUAUGAAGAGGAUCCAAUAAGGUCUGGAGAGAUUGUUGUAUUCAAAGUAAAGGACAGAGACAUACCAAUAGUACACAGGGUACUAACAGUGCAUGAGGAGUAAGUGGGAGAGAGA
This is a messenger RNA of Amphimedon queenslandica, 359 nucleotides long. Its product is annotated as signal peptidase complex catalytic subunit SEC11C-like. Bases 33 to 347 code for a protein of 104 amino acids. Lineage: Eukaryota; Metazoa; Porifera; Demospongiae; Haplosclerida; Niphatidae. The transcript has 3 exons. Gene Ontology annotation, cellular component: signal peptidase complex; membrane. Gene Ontology annotation, molecular function: serine-type endopeptidase activity. The record is from RefSeq and is a predicted model, not a curated record.